Molecule: messenger RNA, 138 nt
Organism: Funneliformis mosseae
Lineage: Eukaryota; Fungi; Glomeromycota; Glomeromycetes; Glomerales; Glomeraceae
Source: the annotation of a GenBank genome assembly
CACAAUAUUACUCGACAACAGCGUUGGUCGCAUUCUCGACUAUAAUGAAAGAAUCCUCUGCGACAUACAAAGAUUUUAAAGCUCAAUUAGUAGAGCAGCAUCUGAAUUCCAGCUGGAAAGUACGUAAAACAUUUGCUG